Molecule: messenger RNA, 771 nt
Organism: Leopardus geoffroyi (Geoffroy's cat)
Lineage: Eukaryota; Metazoa; Chordata; Mammalia; Carnivora; Felidae
Product: basic proline-rich protein-like
Exons: 4
Coding region: 1-771 (256 amino acids)
Source: RefSeq, a predicted model, not a curated record
AUGAUUGCAGGGACAUCGGAGUUGAUAGUGGAAAAGAGAAUUCAGACCUCCUCCUGUUCCUUGGACGGUCAAGCCCUGCACCGCCCCCGCCCCCCACCUCUACUAGGUCAAGGCUUGACACGCCUUAGUCUGGUCUGGUGCAUCACUCUCCAGGACUCUCAGCUUCCAAGGGUCUCCUCUCGGGCGGGCGUGCAGGCUUCCUUCACCUUUCGUACCCACCCCCUACUUCCCUCCACCUCCCCCACCCCACCCCCGGCCGAGCGCGACCCAGGCCCCUCCCAAGCUCUGUAUCCAAGGGCCAGCUGCUCCCCGGGCCCCGCCUCUAGGGAUACCCCGGGAUCCCCGGACCCCUCGUCGGGGUCCUGGGCGUCCGGGCCUCUCAGUCCGGAGCCGCUCCGGCCCCUCUGGGCCCCUCAGCCUAGGACUUCCGGGGCCCUCGGUCCGGGGGCGCUGGGCCCCCCCAGCGCCCCGCUCGCCGGCGCCCGCCGCCCUCGGCCAGGGGCCGAGCCCGGGCGGCGCGGCCGGCCGCGCUGGGGGCGGCCCGGCUGCUCGGGCGGACCCAGCGGCAGCGUCCCCCCACCCCCCCGCGGCGCCGCGACGUCCGCUCGCUCCCCGGCGGCGGCGGCGGCACGCACAGGGCGUGGGGAGGCGCCCGCGGAGGCAGCAGCCCCCCGCCCCCUGCGCGCCCGCCCGCCCUCGCCGGCCGCCGCGCGGCCCCCGCGCCGAGCUUCAACACUUCCGGCCGCCGCCGCCGGCGAGCUGGCGCCUUAA